Molecule: messenger RNA, 1400 nt
Organism: Cherax quadricarinatus
Lineage: Eukaryota; Metazoa; Arthropoda; Malacostraca; Decapoda; Parastacidae
Product: uroporphyrinogen-III synthase
Biological process (GO): uroporphyrinogen III biosynthetic process
Cellular component (GO): cytosol
Molecular function (GO): uroporphyrinogen-III synthase activity
Source: RefSeq, a predicted model, not a curated record
CCCGUGAGAGCCAAUCAGCGCUCAGUACUGUGACCAAUCACAGGCAAGCUAAACACAGAUGCAGCAGAGGUAAACUAAUGUGUCAGCACAAACUUGAUUUAGUUAUCGGCUGACCUUCUGGAACAGAUUACGGCCGAUAACCGGGGGUCCACUGUAUAUGUGGGCCAGACUUCGCAGGUGGUCACAGUCUACACCGACCACAACCCUUUAAUUUAUCUCUAAAAUAUGAAGAAUCACAACACAAGAAUCAUGAGGUGGUCCCUCCGGCUGCACCCAUAUAAUAUCAGGACUGAGGAGAAAAAUGAGCAAUGUGUGGCUUUUCAAAUCAGGUGAAAAGAGUGAUAUGCAUUACACCAACACACUUACUCAAUCUGGAUUCUCACCAGUGCAUAUUCCUGUCCUUUGCUUCCAGUUCUGUAAUCAAGGCCCUUUGAAGACAUCACUACAGAACCCCCAAGAUUACAGUGGAAUUAUCUUCACAAGCCAAAGAGCAGUAGAAGCAGUUGCUGAGGUAUAUUUAAAUUUGGCUGUUAGAUGCCAUGCUUCAUGGGAUGAGAAAAAAAUAUUUGUUGUUGGUGAAGCUACUGGAAAAGCUGUUCAAAACUUAUUAAAGCUCACAUGCAUAGGACAAGAGUCAGGAAAUGCACAACAGCUCAUUCCAAUCAUAAUUAGGGAGACAAAAGCAUUUGAUAAACCUCUCUUGUACCCUUGUGGCAAUUUAGGGAAGGAUGAGCUACCCAGGCUACUUGUUAAUUAUGAUAGAGAUUUCAAGGCACUUACCAUCUAUGAAACAUCACAGCAUGCACAACUGAAGUAUACCAUACAGAAGCUCAUCAAUGCUGGUCAGAAGCCUACUUAUAUGGUAUUUUUCAGUCCAUCUGGUGUAAAUUUUGCCUUGCCUAUCCUUCAAUCUUUGAAUGUAGAUGUGACAGGCAUAAAAAUAAUUGCAAUAGGCCCAACAACCAAUACUGCCUUGGUGCAACAAAAUAUUCCAGUGUCAGGAGUGUGUCCUACCCCAACUCCUGAAGGCCUAAUACAUAUUUUGAAAAGUCCACUUUGAGCAGUACACUUGAUUCAAGAUUUGUUAAUUGUAAUAUACAUUUUGAUGGGGGAGGGGAAAAUGCUAACCCAUAGGGGUCAUUCAAUUUUUAGGGCAAGGCAAGGCAAGGUUUGAUCCCGUGACAAGAAAUGUUAUGUCAGAUUCUUAAGAUUAAUAGCCUGUCACCAGCAUCAAGGAACUUUUCUCAAGAGGUAGUAAUUAAUAUAAAAAGAGCUAAACCCAUAAGGGUCAUACAGCACCUUGAGAGGUAGUGAACUUGUAUAAAUGUGCAUGAUUCACAAGGUAACUGAGUUCAUGACUGUCAAUUACCAUUUUUACAUUAAAAAAAAAAUUCAUCUUA